AACAUUUUAUCUGAUGGCAUAAAAGUUGAGCCAGUGUCACGGUAAAUAGAACUAAAUUAAAAUGGCCAAAGGGAAAGGAAAAAAGGGCAAAAAAGCUAAGAAACCAGUGGAGAUUGAUCCGAAUGCUUUAACAGAAGUCGACAAAACAUUUUACGAACUAACUAUUACUGAUUUAAAUCGAAAAUUGGCCAGAUUGAGAUCCCAAAACCAAGAACUAGAACAGAAAAAUGAAGAACUGGUACAAGAAAAAGAAAAACUGGACGAAGAUAGGAACGAUAUCAUCAUGUAUCUUAAAAGAACUCUGCAAGAAAAAACAAGUGAAAUAGCUGAAUUGGAGGAACGAAUAACUGCCAUGAAACAGGAGCAAGAAGAUACAACCCAAAUGUACGAGGAAAAAAUUGUCGAAAUGACGAAUGAAUAUAACACAAUGCAUGAUCAGUUAACUUCUGAAAAUAAACUGUUAGAAGGAAAAUUAAAUUCACUGGAGGAAUUCCGAUCUCAACGCGACGAACUGAUGAAAAAAUUCGAAACCCAAGAAAACGACAUGGAAGCGCAAGAGAAACGUCACAAGAGGGAAAUGUACGAAAUAGAAAGAAAAUUCAUAAUUGCCAAAGAUCGCUUGAAGAAAGAUAUGGAAGCCAAACUCCGUCAGCUCUCCACAGAAUUCCACGAUGCUACAGAGCUAAGAAUAGCUGCUACAACACACCGAGUAAUUCGAGAGAAUAUUGCUGUGAAUAAUGAACUGGAUGUCCUCUUGAACAACCAGCAGAAACUGUUUAAUGAAAACGUGAAGCUCAAAGAUAAAGAUUCCAAUUUGCAUCGUCAAGUUGAGCUGCUUGAGGCAGAAAAGACGAAAGCUUUGGCUAAAGUGAGAGUACAAGUAAAAUUGAUAGAUAGAUUAUCAGAUGACAAUGAGUUUUUAAUCAGCCAACGUGACCACUACAAGGCAUAUGAAACAAAAUAUUUAGAAUGUUGUAGGAAAACUAAAGAUCUCACAGAAAAAUUAACAUGUUCCGAACAUGACAAAAGAAUCUUGGAACAAAACCUUCACCAUGUUAGAUGCGAUAGAACUGCUAUACAAACAGAUUAUUUGUAUUUACAAGAAGAGAAUGAAAGACUGAACGAAAUAAUGAUAGAGGCAGUUAGUUGUAUCAAGGAAGCUUUAAUUGUUAGAAUUGACAGUGAUAUGUCAUUUAAAGCUUCCAAACGCGACAAUUUGCUGAACUCUCUGUUGACUUUACUAAACAAAGCUAGAGACCAUAAAAUACGUUGUCCUUCAUUAGAAACUGUUUCCCUAUUUGAAGCUACAUAUGCCAGAGGAGACCUAGGUUUUGUACCGAAACCCGUAGAGCUACGAUCAGCGGUUCCCGUUAGAAGGAAUAUGGAUACUCAAACAGGAGCUAGCUUUGAAGAAUACAUAGCUACAGGCUACAUUGCCAAGACUAAGAUGCUGUACUCGGAAAUUGAAGAUGAAGAAGAUAUAGUUGAACAAAGUGAAGGAGAACUUCGCGAAGAAGAAGGUCAGCAUGAAAGUGUUUUGUAUUUUGAUGAUCAAGAAAUUCCAGGAGAAGAGUCCUCUGAUGAUGGGACUAACUUGUACGAUUUAAUUCCUGAGGAAGAACCAGUCAGAGAUGAACAAACUACUGAUGUAGAGCAAGUUCAGUCUCCAAAAGAAGAUGAACCAGAAGAAAGAACCUCCAGAACUUCUGGAGACCAAAAGUUUUCAGAAGAAAGAACUUCCAGAACUUCUGGGGACCAGAAGUUUCCAGAGGGAAGAACCUCCAGAACUUCUGGAGAACAGAAGUUUCCAGAAGGAAGAACCUCCAGAACUUCUGGAGACCAGAAGUUUCCAGAAGGAAGAACCUCCAGUACUUCUGGAGACCAGAAGUUUCCAGAAGGAAGAACCUCCAGAACUUCUGGAGAUCAGAAGUCUCGAGGAAAAAGAACCUCCAGAAACUCUGAAGACCAGAAGUCUCCAGAAGAAGACUUGAAUACAAAGAGUGAUUCAAAAACAGAGCAGUAAAUCUUAUUUGUAAAACUUUUAGGAGCAAUAUGAAGACAAAGAAACAGAGAAGUAAUUAUUUGGAGAAAAAUUCUUCUAGUCCGCUUAGUCUGAUAUAAAAUACAUAGUCGUGAUUAGUUUAUGCUUUGCCAAUACAAAAUUGUAUAUAGAAUAUACAUUUCCCUCAAAAAUUAUGGAGUUUUUUUAAUCACUUUUACAAUUAUUUACAAUUACUUCAUAUAUAGAUUAUCUUCUUAUUAUUUUUGUGUAGAGAUG
Molecule: messenger RNA, 2278 nt
Organism: Diabrotica virgifera virgifera (western corn rootworm)
Lineage: Eukaryota; Metazoa; Arthropoda; Insecta; Coleoptera; Chrysomelidae
Product: cilia- and flagella-associated protein 157
Exons: 3
Coding region: 62-2023 (653 amino acids)
Cellular component (GO): ciliary basal body; cilium
Molecular function (GO): microtubule binding
Source: RefSeq, a predicted model, not a curated record